Messenger RNA from Selaginella moellendorffii, 1941 nucleotides. Its product is annotated as DEAD-box ATP-dependent RNA helicase 35. The transcript has a single exon. Gene Ontology annotation, cellular component: spliceosomal complex. The record is from RefSeq and is a predicted model, not a curated record. Lineage: Eukaryota; Viridiplantae; Streptophyta; Lycopodiopsida; Selaginellales; Selaginellaceae. Gene Ontology annotation, molecular function: RNA helicase activity; RNA binding; ATP binding. Gene Ontology annotation, biological process: mRNA splicing, via spliceosome. The coding region runs from base 20 to 1846 and encodes 608 amino acids.
UUAUUGCGAGCUAGGGCUCAUGGCUAUGGCGGUGGCGACGAUGGCGGAGGAAGCUGGAGCGCGGCGCGAGGAAGCGCCGGAGGAGACGAUCGAAGACGACGACGGGUACGUAGAGUAUGUCCCGGUGAAGAAGCGCCGGUUGCUCGAGCAGCAGAAGCUCCUCCAGAGAAAGGGCCAGAAUUCGUCGCUGGUGGAGGACGGUAGGGGCGCGGCGGAAUCCAAGCCCAGCCUGCUCGUCAAGGCAUCGCAAUUGAAGAAGGACCAGCCGGAGAUCAGCGUCACGGAGCAGCUAGUGCGGCAGGAGAAGGACAUGAUCGAUCGUCUCUCCGAGAGGAAGACGCUCAUGUCCGUGAGGGAGCUCGCCAAGGGGAUCACUUACACAAAUCCAAUGCAGACCGACUGGAGGCCGCCCUCUCACGUCCGGCACAUGAGCGAGGCCGAGUGUGAUGAGAUUCGCAAGCAGUGGCACAUUCUUGUGGAAGGCGAAGAGAUCCCUCCUCCGAUCAAGAACUUCAAGGACAUGAGAUUUCCCGACCCCAUUCUUCGCAAGCUCAAAGAGAAGUCCAUCACCCGGCCGACGCCAAUCCAGGUACAGGGGCUUCCAGUGAUCCUCUCGGGCAGGGAUAUGAUUGGCAUAGCGUUCACGGGCUCCGGUAAGACGCUUGUGUUCGUUUUGCCGCUCAUAAUGCUCGCACUGCAGGAAGAACAGAGCUCUAGUCUAGGUAGUGGUGAGGGUCCUUUCGGGCUGGUUGUGUGCCCAUCUAGAGAGCUGGCCAGGCAGACCUUCGACGUGGUACAGGAGUUUACGAACGUUCUGCGUGAGAAGAACUAUCCAGAGCUGAGAUCGAUGCUGUGCAUUGGGGGGAUUGAUAUGAGGUCUCAGCUGGAAGUGGUGAAGAAGGGAGUUCACAUCGUGGUGGCGACCCCCGGCCGGCUCAAGGACAUGCUAGCGAAGAAGAAGAUGAACCUCGACCGGUGCAAGUAUCUCACGCUCGACGAGGCGGAUCGGCUCAUCGACUUGGGAUUCGAGGAGGACAUCCGGGAGGUGUUCGACCACUUCAAGGCGCAGCGCCAGACGCUGCUCUUCUCCGCCACCAUGCCGAAGAAAAUCCAGAACUUUGCCAAGAGCGCGCUGGUGAAGCCGGUGGUGGUGAACGUCGGGAGGGCCGGGGCGGCCAAUCUGGACGUGAUACAGGAGGUGGAGUACGUGAAGCAGGAGGCCAAGAUCGUCUACUUGCUCGAGUGCUUGCAGAAGACCCCGCCGCCAGUGCUCAUCUUCUGCGAGAACAAGUCGGACGUGGACGACAUCCACGAGUACUUACUGGUGAAAGGAGUUGGAGCAGUGGCGAUUCACGGUGGCAAGGAUCAGGAGGAGCGAGAGUACGCGAUCGCCUCGUUCAAGCAGGGAAAAAAGGACGUGCUGGUCGCCACGGAUAUCGCCUCCAAAGGACUCGACUUUCCAGACAUCCAGCACGUAAUCAACUACGACAUGCCGGCGGAGAUCGAGAACUACGUGCACAGGAUUGGACGAACUGGGAGGUGCGGCAAGACAGGCAUUGCGACGUCGUUCAUCAACAAGAACCAGAGCGAGACCAUUCUUCUCGACUUGAAGCAUCUGCUCAAGGAGGCGCGGCAGAGGAUUCCUCCGGUUCUGGCGACUCUGGACGAUCCCAUGGACAACGUCGAGGAGGUGGCUAGAGCCAGUGGAGUGAAAGGGUGCGCCUACUGUGGUGGCCUGGGACACCGUAUUGGAGAGUGCCCGAAGCUCGAGCACCAGAAGAGCCAGGCCAUCGCCGGGACGAGACGCGAUUACUUUGGUUCUGGUGGAUAUGGUGGAGAGAUCUAGAGCUGGAAAGCUUGCGAGGAACGAGGAAAAGAAUUGGUGAGCUUGUGUUAUUUUGACAGUGUUGAUUCUUCAAGUUCUGUGGCACUCUUUUCUUA